GCCGUUUCUCUAUGGUUUGCAGAGAUCAUCGUUUCGCGUCAAGUAGAGAGUGGCUGCGACGCGCGGAGGUGAAUCAUGGCGGCGGUCGACAUAAGAGAUAAUCUGCUGGGAAUUUCCUGGGUUGAUAGUUCAUGGAUUCCAAUAUUAAACAGUGGGAGUGUAUUGGACUAUUUCUCAGAACGCAGUAAUCCAUUCUAUGAUCGAACAUGCAACAAUGAAAUGGUCAAAAUGCAAAGGCUAACCUUGGACCACUUGAAUCAAAUGGUUGGAGUAGAAUAUAUUCUUCUCCAUGCACAAGAACCAAUCCUCUUCAUCAUCCGCAAGCAGCAAAGACAGAACCCAACACAAGUUAUCCCAUUGGCUGAUUAUUACAUUAUUGCUGGAGUAAUUUAUCAGGCACCUGACUUAGGGUCAGUUGUAAACUCAAGAGUGCUCACUGCAGUACAUGGAAUCCAGUCAGCUUUUGAGGAAGCUAUGUCUUAUUGUCGCUAUCACCCUUCCAAAGGUUAUUGGUGGCAUUUCAAAGAUCAAGAGGAACGAGAUAAAGCCAAACCAAAAACAAAGAAGAAGGAGGAACCAAGCUCUAUUUUCCAGAGGCAACGUGUUGAUGCAUUACUUCUAGAUCUGAGAAAAAAAUUUCCCCCUAAAUUUGUGCAGCAAAAAUCUGGAGAAAAACCAGUCCCAGUGGAUCAGAUUAAGAAAGAAUCAGAGCCAGCACCUGAAGCUAUAAAACAAGAGGAGAAGGAAGCUGCAAAGACCACACAACAGAGUACUACUACUAAAGGGCCACCAGAGAAACGAAUGAGAUUACAAUGACAGAAGGGAAAAUGACAUUCAUAACUAGUGAGGACUUGGUGAAGAAACAGAGGUAAAUAAGUUAGCUAUUUAAAAAUGGGACAGUGAACUGUGACAUUUCCAAAAUGUAUUUUUUUUUUCAUGUUACAAACUUACAGCAACUUUCAGGAUGGAAUGACCUGUUUUUGUGUUCGAGACUAAAUUGUGCUUUGUGAAUCUUUUGAGGACUGUUUUAGCCUCUGAUAUUUUCAAAUUGUAAUCUCAUACUUUUUAUCAAUGUCUUCUUGGAGUCUGAAACGUCUUAAUCUUUCAUAAAGAGUGUGUGGCUCUAUUGUUCUGUCAGGUCUUUUCCAAAUAAAUUAAUUACACCAGU
Molecule: messenger RNA, 1168 nt
Organism: Ahaetulla prasina
Lineage: Eukaryota; Metazoa; Chordata; Lepidosauria; Squamata; Colubridae
Gene: MED6
Product: mediator complex subunit 6
Exons: 8
Coding region: 76-816 (246 amino acids)
Biological process (GO): regulation of transcription by RNA polymerase II
Cellular component (GO): mediator complex; core mediator complex
Molecular function (GO): transcription coactivator activity
Source: RefSeq, a predicted model, not a curated record